AUGAAAGGAACGAAUUUCGUCACGCUUCUUGCCUUUGUACUGGCUGCUGUAGCCUCUCAGUCUAGCGCACUGCCAGCUUCCAUCACGUCGGAGGCGACCCAGGGGGCCAUUCUGAAUGCUCGUCUAGCCCUUCCGCUCGAGGGAAAAGCUCUAUCAAGCAUUGCUGAACAUAAAGUACUGCCGGACAUUGCUGCAAACACCGUUAGUGGUCAUCGAAUGCAGCUUGGUGUCUCACAUGUUGACCCCUCUUCUUCCGCUUUCCAGGUCAAAAAGCCGGGCCUCGUAAAAAAGACGUGGGGAUCCAUGCGCAAGCACCCUUACAGAACAGCAGCGUGAGUUGGUCAGGCACGAAGUGUGCAUCGUGCCGAGCAGUUGCUGAAGCGCUUUUUUUCUUUCUCAUGUUGCCAUCCCCCCAUCCAUCACAGCGUUCUCACUGGACUGGGCACGGGGGCCGCCACGAUUGCGGGCGUUGCGCAAUAUCAGCACAUGCACGACCAGGAGCUCAAGAAGCUCAAGCGCCCGUAUCAGGAUGAUAUUGAUGCGUACAUGAAGGAAGUCGCCCAAAAUCCAGCACGAAGGUCGAUCGAAAACCUUGCUGCGUCCGAGUCGCAGGCGGUUGAGAUAGCUGCUCGAGGUCUGCCUCAGCCUGCCUCCACCGCUUUCACCGAUGGCGUGCAAAGCGUCUUUCGCCGCUACGGUGUAAAGACAGCCGGUCGUCUCUCCGCCCCGCCGGAGGCGCUUUUUGAGCGCAGAAAGGCCGAGGAUCUCCUACCUCGCCAGGUGGAACUUACCUCGGUGGGAAAGAAGGCGGAGAAAAUCAUUCACCUUGGAAGUCCAGGCGGGGUCAAGCCUACCAAAUUGAGGAGGGUUCGCAGCUUCACAAAGACGUACGUUCGCAAACAUCCGGUCACUACCUCAGUGUGAGUGCAGCUUUCGGCGACGCGGUCCUCUGGCUCUAGAAAUGAUCAGCACAAGACGUUCGGUCAGUCGAGAGAUGAGACUGAGGUGACACUUGAGAGCUCACCUUUUUGUUGAACGUUAUCAGCGGCGCCGUUGCCGGUCUGGGCAUCACCGGCGCCGGCGUUUACGGCGUAGUGAGGUUGGCGAAUCAUCACGAUGGUCACAAGGCUCAGUCUGACGGACGGGCUGAUGACGGCUCAUGGGGAAAUCACGGUGUGGGAGGAGGUGUCAGGCCUGGAACGCCAGGGACGAUCACCUAUGCCGAUGGUUCCACGGCUCCAUUAGAUGCCUACAAGAAUCCUAUGGGUAUCGGCCCACAGGUCUACGCCCCGACUGGGCCAGCUCCCGCUCCCAAAGAUGCUACAGUUCCCGCGGGGAAGGUUGCCCCCAUCAUGGGCAUCGGACCAGAGAUUUACGCCCCUGACGCACCUGCUCCUACUACCGCUCCCGCUCCCGCCCCCAACAACGACCCCAAACACCAUCGACGCAGUCUGCCUCGAGACGAAGCAUCUGCCAGCCUCUUGACGCGAGAUGAUCAGGCGGAAGAGCAAAAUGUGGAGAGCGAGCAUGGCUCGCACCUGCACGAACGAUCGGUAUCGUCUGCUGAGCUCGAACGUAGAGCUGGUGCUGGUCUGCUGAAGUCGCUGGGAAAGAUCUUCACCAAGAAGAAGGCGGGACCUGCGACCAAAGUCCUCGCGUGAGUGCAUCGCUUGCCAACAUGAUCAGAUAUCAGACUGUUCCCAUGCCGCUUGACUGACGAUUGGCCCUCUGGGGACGUUCGGAUGACAGGACCGGCCUGGUCGCUGGUGGAACGAUUGGAGGAACCUACAUGCUGGCUCACGGGCUGACCCAUCAUGUGGCCAAAAACGAUGCAAAGAUGGAUUUCAUCACCAAGCCUCAGGCAUACAAAUGGGGCGAUCAAAAGAUAACGGAAGACCCUCAAGCCUAUGUAUUCCCAACCGGUCCUACCAACCCGCAAACCAUCGAGAUCCCAAUCACGCUCACUCCCGUUGGUGAGGCUGACAAAGGUGCCAAGUAG
Messenger RNA from Ceraceosorus bombacis, 1999 nucleotides. NCBI's taxonomy places the organism in Eukaryota, Fungi, Basidiomycota, Exobasidiomycetes, Ceraceosorales, Ceraceosoraceae. The record is from the annotation of a GenBank genome assembly.